AUGUCUAAGCUCGAGGACGUGAAGGAAGUUGCAGGGAGCCAUCCUUUCGUGUACGUCUUCGACAAGGAGCUGCGGCGUACCUUCCAAUGUGCGCCUUCACCGCCGGUUCCUCGAGAAAGACGCAAGAGCGGCAGAGACAAGGAAACAGACGGCUGGAUGCCACGAGGGCCACGACAAAUAGCGCAUUACAACCGGCAUGAUAUGGUGCAGCACUGGAAGAAUCAAUCUUCCGGCGGGAAGAAGUCUCACCAACCGUUGCCUGAUGAAAUUGCCAUGGAGUCUUUUCAGUUGAACUUCAGACGCUGGCUCUGGGAGCGGCAGCUCCGGGAGACCCUGCAGAGAGAUGUGAGAUGGGAUCCGCCUGCCUCCGAGCGCGACCCGUCCUAUCCUUUCAUGUACCACCGCGACCUUCCGCCCUGCACUGUGGAGGAUGCACACACAGAGCCCGAAGAAGGGCGUUUCGACCGCGUGAUGAUCACCGGCAUCAUCAUCCAGCCCAACUCGUCCCCGUAUGCUGGAGAGGAGCGAUGUGAGAACUGGGAUCCUUCUCUCGAGGAAAUGAUCCUGAUGAGUUUGGACGCCGACCGCUGCGGCGACGAAGGAGAGCCUGACAAGUUCACGUUGCCCGGUCUCUUCUGCAGGCCUGAGCAGAAGUACUCUGUAGAGGAUCGGGGAGUCAGAGAAGCAGCCGACGAUGUCAGUGGCUACCCGUCGCUGGACUUCCACGACUUCUGCUCCGUCGUCGAUCAUGUGGUCACUGUUGAGCGAGAAGCGCUACAGCGAAAGAUCGAGGUCUGGCUCAUCAGGAGCACUGCGUUGCGCACGGACGACGUGGCGGAGAAGAUGAGGCUCUUCUUGAAGUCUCUCGGUGUGAUCUGCACGAAGGAGCUGGUAGUGGAGAUGAUGAGCCUGGGCGGCCUCUCUAACCGCCGCUGCGACACACAGGAGGAGCUUUGGCGGCUUCUUGCUGCCUAUCGCGCCUGCGAGGGCUUUACGCAGGAGGAGAUUGAGAAAGCGAACGAGGAAUUCGACCGCCUCGCUUUGGUCGGGGGCGCCUCGACGCCCACAGCCAGGAUGCGAGAGGGCAGGCGGGCUGAUGAAGCAUGA
This is a messenger RNA of Symbiodinium sp. CCMP2456, 1107 nucleotides long. The record is from the annotation of a GenBank genome assembly. Lineage: Eukaryota; Dinophyceae; Suessiales; Symbiodiniaceae.